UUCAGUUUGAAGAUAUUGCAGUGUUCAAUUCAACUGAAUUGCAGCAAUGUUUGGUGCAAAAGCUUUGAUUUUGUUGAGAACAAAAUGGAAAUGGAAAUUGAAUCCAAUAAACUGUGUUGCGUGCUUUUCUUCUUCAUUUUCAUCUUCUUCACAUCACGUGAAGUUCAAAGCUCCCAUUGAUAUGGCUGCAAAAGAUGGUGAAUUUAGGGUUUUCCUUGUUGCUGGUGAAGUUUCCGGUGAUUCCAUUGCCUCUCGUCUCAUGGCUUCGCUUAAACUUCUCUCUCCUUUCCCUGUUCGUUUUUCCGGCAUUGGAGGGAUUAAGAUGAAAAGUGAAGGAUUGGAAUCUUUGUUUCCUAUUGAAGAUAUCUCAGUAAUGGGGAUUUGGGAAUUAUUGCCACAUUUGUAUAGAAUUAAAGUGAGAUUGAAUGAAGCUGUAGAAGCAGCUACUCUAUUUGAGCCUCAUGUUGUAGUAACAGUUGAUUCUAAGGGCUUUUCUUUUCGGUUCUUGAAACGGCUAAGAGCUAGAUACAAUCAGCAGAAGUUGCAUUCGCCGGCACAUUUUCACUAUGUAGCACCAUCAUUCUGGGCAUGGAAGGGAGGUGAAGAAAGGCUAAAAGGACUGGCAGAAUUUGUGGAUCAUCUGUUGUGUAUACUUCCAAAUGAGGAUACAAUUUGUAGAUUGAAUGGAUUAUCUGCAACCUUUGUUGGGCAUCCUGUUUUGGAAGACGUUAUGGAGUUGAAUUCGAGAAACAGUUCCUCAAAAAAUGAAUGGAGGGCUGAAGGAAAUGGUGGAGACUUCCGAAGGAAACAUGAAGUGCCCCCAGGAGCCACUGUUAUUAGCUUGCUUCCUGGAAGCAGAAUACAAGAGGUCAGCCGGAUGCUACCCAUCUUCGCCAAUACAAUGGAACUACUGAAAGACAACGUUCCACAGUUGAUGACUGCCAUUCAUGUUGCACCUAAUGAGCAUGUGGAAAACUUCAUUGGUGGUGCUGUUCAUAGAUGGCCUGUGCCUGUUGUAUUGAUUCCAGGUGGAACAACACACAUGAGAUAUGAUGCUUUUAGUGCUAGUAGAGUUGCAUUGUGCACAUCUGGGACAGUUGCUGUGGAGCUGCAGCUUGCACGUUUACCUUGUGUUGUGGCAUAUCGUGCCCAUAUUUUGACUGAAUGGUUUAUCAAGUACAAGGCAAAAAUACAAUACAUAUCACUUCCCAAUAUUCUUUUGGAUUCAGCCAUUAUUCCUGAAGCACUCUUCCAAUCCUGCAAACCCGAAAACCUAGCCUUAUUGCUCAACGAUUUAAUACCUGAUCAUGUUUGUCGAGAAGAACAAAUAAUUGCAGCGCAAAAGUUUGUCAAGCUUUUAAUGCCUUCAGAAAGAAUGAAGCACAACCUUGCAAAGCAAAAUUUGAUGAGAACUUGUUCUGAUUACAGUCCAAGUGCCAUUGCAGCAUUGACUAUCUUAAACUAUGGGAAGCCUGUGAUUCAUGACUAAUAUAAAAGGACUUUUUAUCGAUGAAGUCUCUGUGGCAUUGGAUUUUUUUUUUUACAAAAGUUGAAGGUUUAAAGCAGUUAUACAUGUAAAUCAGUUAGUACUUGCUAGUUAUAAUGGUGUUCUUUCUAUUGCUGUUCUUGAUAGAAGCCAUUGAUUAUGAAUCCAAGCAAUGAUGUAAAAACCUGCAGGAUCAAAUUAAACCCUUCUAAUAAAAACCCUGUUGGUUAUGAAAAG
Molecule: messenger RNA, 1723 nt
Organism: Trifolium pratense (red clover)
Lineage: Eukaryota; Viridiplantae; Streptophyta; Magnoliopsida; Fabales; Fabaceae
Product: probable lipid-A-disaccharide synthase, mitochondrial
Exons: 8
Coding region: 47-1489 (480 amino acids)
Biological process (GO): lipid A biosynthetic process
Molecular function (GO): phospholipid binding; lipid-A-disaccharide synthase activity
Source: RefSeq, a predicted model, not a curated record